Schistosoma curassoni is the source of this 2063-nucleotide messenger RNA. The record is from the annotation of a GenBank genome assembly. NCBI's taxonomy places the organism in Eukaryota, Metazoa, Platyhelminthes, Trematoda, Strigeidida, Schistosomatidae.
GCACAAGUUCGAAAUGUCCCUCGGGAGAUUAUGUAGGUUUUCAGUCGUCAAGCUCUUCCUGAGAGUUAAUAGUCCGACAGACUUAAUCCUAAGGCCGUUAGGAACAAAUGCUUCAACGGAACAAGCCAUAUAUCAAUCACAAGUGCGAUCAGUUCCAAAUACAAAAAGUACGUAAUAAAUAGCUAUGAAAAUGAUCUGAUUUUUCUGUAUCUGUGAAUUAAAGAUAACUGUGCAAAAGUUUAUUUUUAGCAAAAGCUCUUAUAUCCUUCUAUAAUCUUCUAAUUCCUAGUGUGUUAUCUUCAGUCUUCAGUAAUGAGGAUUGUAGGAGAAUAUCUAGAAAACUUGUUACUUCAGCAACCACUUUCUUCUCCUGAUGCUCGCGUUCUAAAGGUUGCCGUGAUAGGCUGUCCAAAUAGUGGAAAGUCAAGUUUGGUAAAUAUGCUUACCAAGUGGAAAGUUUGCGCGGUGUCUGGAAAAGCCCACACAACUCGGUCGAAACAGACAGCUACGUAUUUUCAAGAUAAUGUCCAAUUGGCUUUUGUCGACUUACCCGGACUUGUUAGCAGAUCAAAAGCCUCCAGGUAAGGUAUACUUUUGAUGAGGCUUAAUUCAAUUGGGGCUUUCAGAUUUAAACUUGAGAAAACGUUCAUUCGGGAUCCACAUUCUGCUAUUUUUGAUUCUGAUUUAAUUCUUGUGGUUAUUGAUGUCAGUCAUAAGGAGUCACGCGAAGUACUUCAUGAAGAAAUCGUAAAAGCACUACAUUUUUUUAACGAUAAAGAAUCAGUAUUAGUACUAAACAAGAUUGAUAGAUUGUCUAAAAAUCCAACUAGACUAUUGGACGUAACUCGGAAACUUACUGGUGGCAUCGUACGUGGUCGACGUUCACAUAUUGAUAGAUAUGCAUAUCGGUUUAAACGUCAAGCAAAGUUAGCUGACACAGCUCAUCAUCUCAUUCCUCCAAAUGAAUUGAUUGCAGAUAGAUUACCUGCUGUAUGCCACCAAACAACGAAUAAAUUUCUUGUGUAUAUGAAUAAUCUUCUGGCUGAAAUUGAAUCGACACAGGUUGACGUGGAUAUAACAGAUUCUAAGUUGCUACCAGAUAAUAUGGAAGAGAAAAAAUCACUAUCUGAUACCUUCCUAGAAGAUCGUUUUUUAACUGAAAUGGAAAAAAAACACAGGGAUACAUUUUUUGAUUGCCAUAACAUACCGGGAAAUGAUAAAUUAAUGCCUUCAGAUAGUCAAGGCCUUGAUAAAUCAAAGACUGAAAUCAACCAACAUCUUUUGAACGCAUGUGGUGAAUCGAAUCGAAUUCUGAAUGCAAACAGUGAUUCAGAACAUAUAGAUUCUAUGUUGGAGACGUUAAAACAACAAUUAUUACUUCAAACAGCAUCACCUGAGGAAGUUUGCAAUCGUCGAAGUCGUUGGUUAGAAAUAACAAAAUCAACUAAAGGGGUUACAAAGUGGUUAGGUUUCAGCGAGGUUUUCAUGGUCUCUUCGUUUAUAGGCGAUGGGAUAGACAAAUUGAGGGACUUCCUUGUAUCCAAAGCUUUACCGACUCGCUCUUGGAUCCUACCUCCAACAAUUAUAACUGAUCAAGAACCAAGUGAACUCAUACGAAUGUGUGUAUGGUCACACUGUCUCAACAAAUUACAGCAAGAAAUUCCAUACUCGUUGCAUAUUAUUAUAGAUGAUUGUGACAAAAUUAAACUGGACAGUGGUGAUGAUCGAGUAUACGUUCACGUCCGCAUACAAUGUAAAAAUGAACGUCAGUUAUUAAGUGUUUUAGGUAUGAAAGGAAAUACGAUAAAAGAGAUUUCAAGCGCUGUUAAACUGGAGCUCAUGACAAUGUUUAGAUGUAAUACGGUUGUAAAAAUAACUGCCGAGUUAUCCAAAAUCGACUCGAACAUAAAAAAGAAGCUUUGUCGCGCCCAAGAUUUUUCCGAGGUUUUUCCAGUAAAUGACAGACCGGGGUAGUUUAUUUUGGAGUUUCAUUUGUAAAUACUUUGUUUUCCUUAUUCUUUUUAACUACGUACAACAGUAAAAAUCAAUGAAUUUGAUGAGAU